Rhipicephalus sanguineus (brown dog tick) is the source of this 3437-nucleotide messenger RNA. Its product is annotated as transmembrane protein 134. The transcript has 6 exons. The coding region runs from base 68 to 613 and encodes 181 amino acids. NCBI's taxonomy places the organism in Eukaryota, Metazoa, Arthropoda, Arachnida, Ixodida, Ixodidae. The record is from RefSeq and is a predicted model, not a curated record.
UCCUGAUGAAAGAAAAGACCAAAAUAAACGUUUAGGGGGGGCCAACUUGAGCAAGUGCGAGAGUGAAAUGUCUGGGAAGUCUAAUUUCACAAUCGACGAUGCCUUUGACCCAGAUGACGAUGACAUUGUCCGCACGUACGGUUCUACGACGGAGAGCACGCCGCUGAAGCCACGGACGCAAGACAUGACAGCCACCGACAGCGUCGUUGUUCGGGUCGAAGAACCCAGCAGGGACCGAAACAGCUGCAGCAACAAACCUCUCAGCAGGCUGAAGCUUCCGGAAGACAACCUGUCAAAGGAUAGCGACUCCUUGAUCCAGUGUGACCCGAACUUCCAGAAAUACGACGCCAGGGAUGGGUGGUGGACGCACCCCAAAGUGCGCGAAAACUGGAGAGUGAUGCUGGCCGCGUUUGGCCUUUUACUCACUGGCCUAGGCCUCAUUGCUACUGGGAUAGUUGUGCAAGUAUUGCCGAGAGUCGGUGUACAAGGUUUGGUCUUUUUUAUUGCUGGUGCCAUCUGCUUCAUUCCUGGAGCAUACCACGUGGUGUACGUGUAUUGUGCCGUGAAGGGGUGCCGUGGCUAUGACUUCUACAAUCUACCAUUGUUUAACUAGACCGUGACUGUGGGCAAUCUGUGUUGACCAAAGUGGACCAGACCGAUUUUAUGCCGUAGAACAGUCUGCUGUCUUCCCCGCACUACUGUCUCCCGUCAUUUUUGGAGGCUUUGUGUGGAGGUCGCUGGCAGUGAAAUGCCGAAGAGUUUUAAAGCCAAAGGAACUGUUGUGUGUGUGAAUAUGUCGUGUUGUGGUAUUUAUUAUAGGCUGCGUAAGAGCAUUCUUGACUUCAUGUCCAUGAAAUCCAACGGGCCCCUGCAGAAUGUAGUAUUUACUAGGGCAGGGAAUUGCUCAUUUGCUCACAGAGGUCUGGAUGCCAAUUUUCGUGGAAAGAAAGAGAAUUGGUACCUGUCAUUCUUUUUUCCUCUCUCUGAUCGGGUAGUGAACCUUCAUACUGUGGUGUGACAUUCCCUGUGCUUGCAUUGCCAUGAGGCGGCCUCCAUGCACUUUUGCCGUUAGCCAUUCAGUUCAACUGUGCCAGCAUAGUGCGAGAGACGAGUAGCCAUUGGGGCUGAGGAAGCUUGUGUAUGGCUCGAGCAUUGCACCACAAUGGCCGUGAGUUUUUAUGACGAUUCAAGAUGUUUAGGACUUCUCUUGUGGCAGCUCCAAGUGGCAUUUACAGAAUUCAUGUUUAAGUGUGUGUUGUCUUGCCUUUUUCAAGCUACACUCACUAAUGCCAUUAUCUAGCACUGUCAUUUCUGUCUAAAGCGCACUGCAGCUAUGCUUGCCACCAAUAAUGCCGCCUUACAAUGUGGUACUGCUCUCGGGUUCCGCAAGCUGCCGCAGGGUGUAUGUUUGCUGUCUGUGCCUGGCGGUGAACCGUUGUAAUGCAACGCUAUUUGUACGCAUUUCUUCAAUUGCCUAUGACACAAGGUGGAUGUGAUUUGCACAGGGUUGACGCUGACUCCAGGUCAAAAUACUCUCUGGCUGUACCGCUAAGUUAAUACCUUGCGAGGCCUCAUUACCAGGCAUUUGAGUGUGGCAACUAUAUUGUCAUCAAGAUCACCUUGUUUUCCUGCCGCUCACAUUACAGGCAGUGAAGCAUUCAGCAGGUAGCAUUGCAUUUCGUUACCCACAUUCAUUAUUUAAUUAUAUUGCAUGUCAUCAUUGCAGUACUCUGCUGUACAACUUUUUCUCUCAGUGUGCUAAGUGAAACUGUGACCCACACCACAUGUUCAUGAGAACUGUGUGAGCUGCCUUUGAGUGCAGCUGAGAUGAAAGAAUUUGGCUGAAUGUUGCAUUGCCAGGUAUACAUGGUUCUUUUAUCUGUAAUUCUGGGUUGUUAGUGCUCAAAUUUUGGAUAGAGGUGGCAUUUUCUGAUGGGUGUUUUAUUAUAAUUUGAUUGAAUUGAUUGCCUGUUUCGUACGAUAUACAUAUUUAGUAUGUAUGCAUUAUCUGCAAUUAUGAAAGAACAAAAAUUGGCAGCAGAACAGUGGUGCUACCUAUAACUUUAUUGGUACAUCAAGGCAUACUUCAUGGAUUGGUUUAUGACAAAUAGUGGGCUAUCACGGCUCUGUUUGUGUGAAUUUUAAACUGUCUCGUAGCAUCAUCACACAAUGCGCUUUCAUACUUUGUACAAAACAUGUCAGUAGUGCACCCAAAUGUGGUAUUCAGCUGUACUUGCUGCAAUAUGCCAUCUCUGUGCAAAAUUUGAGCCAAAAUGCACAAUCUGCUGAAUAGGAAGAGUGCGUACCUGGCCUUCCCCUUUGCGCGACAUUCGGCACAUGUUGUGUCGUAUAGUAUGGCUUGCAACAUUAUGGUCACACAUGAUGGUGUGGGGGCAAGUUAUUUUAGAUGACGUAUUUUGAUUGUGUGCCAACAUUAAGUUUCUCAAUGUUCCUAGGACUGUGUAUCUAAGUUUACAUUUAUAGCGUUUGUGGUGCUGCAAUUGAUAUACCCUUUCUUUGUAAGCGGUUGCAUGCUUUGAUGGUGAAUAGUAGUAGUGCCCGAGUGUAUGUACUCUUGUCAGCACCAUUGUCCAUGCAACUGCAUCUAUCUAGUCUCAUCAGAAUUGCAGCUUCUUUUUUGGAUGUAACUGGGCCUUGUGUAGUAUACUCUUAUUUUAAGUACUGCAGAUGUUUAGAAUCCUAAACAGGCCAAAGUGCUGAUAACAGCCCUUCAGCACUUCCAGAAUUGUGCAACAUUGCAAAAGCAGCCUUUCAGCUUUUUCCAGUUGAUAGAAGAGGAAGGCAUUGUGCUAAGAGCUAUAGUAAUGUUCAGUGGGGCAUCAGCGGUGAUCAUGUACGUGCAUUGUCAGCCAUAUAAAUGGCAGGGCCACGGCCCUAAUUACCAUGUUUCUACUUGAUCAGCCCUAAUAACAACAAAAUAAGUAUGCAUAGAUGCAGUUAUUAAAAUUGGGUCAUCUUUGAAUUUGUGAUUAGUGUUUUAUUGAAACUAAAUGUUUUACAAUGAAGUGUGCUGUUUCACACUGUGUGCAAAUAAGGUUAACGGCAAUGUUUUCCCCUGAUGUCAGGCUUUUCCGACAAAUCUCUUUUUAGACUGACAUGUAUAUUUUUCCGCAUGUUUUGCGUGUGCUCCAUGUUCUGUUACAGUGAAGUGUUUUCCUCACAUUUAUCAUCUGUAAAUGGAAAGCACAAUUCCUUUUUCGGAUUUUCAGCAAAGGUAUUGUAUGGAAUAGCCUUUCGAAGCCUCAUGCUGUCUUUGAACCCUUCAAACAUGUGAACUUGGGGACUUCACUGUGGCCAAAUACCAUGCAGAAUGUGGUGCAUUCCAGCCAUAUUAUUUUAUUAAAAAUGCUCACUGUUUAUCAGAGCCUCAUGUACAAUUCUUUGUAACAGAGCUGUAAUAAAUACAAAAUUCUUCA